Messenger RNA from Bombus impatiens (common eastern bumble bee), 3074 nucleotides. RefSeq lists its product as uncharacterized. The record is from RefSeq and is a predicted model, not a curated record. The transcript has 8 exons. The coding region runs from base 1039 to 1683 and encodes 214 amino acids. NCBI's taxonomy places the organism in Eukaryota, Metazoa, Arthropoda, Insecta, Hymenoptera, Apidae.
UUUUUUGUCAACGUUCAAUUCGCCGCGCAAUGUUCGCAUCGUAGCCGAUUAAUUAAUCAAGUGUUUUCGCGGCGUGACACGUUUCUACCUGAGAUUCUCGUAUAUCUCGUUUGUGCCUCCGUAAUUAACGCGUUGAAUUGUUCCCUAUGAUGCGAUACGGAAACGGGAAUAUGUGUUAGUGCGAUUGUAACGCGGCAGCUCGUGACUCGCGUCGAUCGUAUGCAAAUCCAAAUAUAAUCUGGCAGAGCCGGUGACAACGAGUAACGGUCGAGAAACCUUAGGUGAUCCGAGGCGAUCGAAUUUCGAAAUCGACACGACAACAUCGCAUAAUGGCCAUGCAGUUACAGGUGUGUCCAAUCGUGAUCGUUUCACUUUUUAUUACUCGUGCCUCGAAGGUACAACGAACCGUGUCGCACUGUUCCUCGAAUUAACUUGGACGCAGCAGAAAAUUAUAUCGAUGAGAUGUCAUUCCCACUUGGUUCGACAAUAAUAUUUAUCAAUGAAUGAAAUAAUCCAUCUGACCUUUUUUAUCAGAGUAAUCGCAAGUAAUUAGAAACGAUAUAAAUAGCAAUAACGAAGUAGGAAACCUCGAAAAGUUUUAUCAUUCUAUCCGAUCGAGAGUUACAAGAGCGUUUGAUGGAAUUGCCAACGACGCUGUAGAACGUUCAAUUGACCAUCUGUCGACAUGUGUGUGUUUGCGUGUCUCGUUUGAAAAGAAGCAACGAGAAGUCACGUAAGGACCGAGGAGGAAUAAAAAUACCUUCUAACGACAAACGUAGGAAGCGGAAAAUUCAACGCCAUUUUACGCACGCCGAGAUCCGUAACCGAGAUUACGCGAUAUUGCUUCGUCAUCGUUAUGAUUUUUCAAGGUGUUGUAAAAAAAAGAAAAGAAUCACGGUAUCGUCUGAAAGGUUUCCGAUUUCAAGGAUCAGUCAAGUGUCGUUUGACGUAGUAACGAAAACAGUGAUCAUUCCUGCUGGUUCGAGCAUUUCGCAUUCGUAGUUCAUCGUAUCAAGACGUUAACAAUUCGACAAGAACAUGCACUGUAUCGGACUAGCGUUGAUCACAAGGAUCAUCAGCACCUACACCAUGUCGCUGUCAAUACUUAUGAUAAAUCUGUUGAUGAGCAGAUAUUUUUCGAAAAUAACGGACGAAGAAUUCUUUAAUUCCGUUGAAAAUUGGGGUAUACUUGGUUUUAAUUGGUUGCAAGUUUUGAAAAACUUGCAAAUAAGGUAUAAAGCACAAACAGCCGUGAUUUUCUUCCUUGUAUACAUAGUAUCGUUUUUACUGGCCAGUGCGUAUCUCGCCUUGGGAUCAAUUUCCAGGAAACCUAAGUGCGCCGUGCCUUGGAUUUAUUUGCAAGUGAUUAGCAUAAUAGAUCAGUCUGUAGCGUUGUCUAUUCAUCUGACGCACGAACAGCAAUAUGAUGUUUACGAUAAAUCAAUAUGGUACAUUCCACUGUGCAGUGUCUAUCUAGUAUUUUCUGCUUGCAUAUGGAUGAUUGUGUAUAAUGCUCGGAAAGAAUGGAUCGAGGAACAACGGAAUCAUACAGAUUUACCACUAACUUCAACCACAUCGACGAUGCAAUCGAACAAUGGCGGCGGAUUAAAAUCGCCAUCGUUCCUCUCGCAGAAUUUUUUGAUGUUCGAUUCACCGAGACCAUCUCCGAUAUUAUCCAAAUAGCUAAUACACGCAAACUUGUGGACUCUUUGGACUUUGUCCCUAUGUUGCACUUUCCAACAAGAAAAAACCAGAAAAGAUUCGAAUCUUAAGUCCGCGUAAUAACCAUUGAUCACUCGCAACUAAUGGAAUGUGCGGAGAGCAGGCAAACUACCAGAAUACGAUGAAUCUCGGUCCCGUAACUGGGAAAAUGUAUAAUAAUGCGGGUAACUCGAUAAAUCAGUCCGGGGAUGCGACUAAUAGAGUGUAUCAAAUGCGCCCACGGCGGAGCGUAGCUGCAUAGAAAAUUUGAGAAAUGGCCACGUUUUACGUCGAAAUACUUUUAAACUUCCGGGAUUUGAAUCGCACGCAAGCAUAUUCCCCAUACGAGGACCGGCGUCUUCUAGAUGGAAGUCGAUUUGUCCAAAAAUGGUUGGAACUUUUCUCGAAACUCUCGAGAAUAAUGAUCGAGCGUACAAUAGCUGAUAGAAAAAGACCCUUCUCACGAUUUAUUUCGGGCGUUUCACCACGUUCCUAGGCGAUCAUUUGCGUUCGUCGAAUAGUAACGCACCAACGAGCGCAACUUUUACAAUAUUCUAGAAUAUCCUUUCACCGCGCAAAUGUUUCUCAAUUUUGUGUUCCUUACACGAGAGUUAGGUUAAGCUCGAAGAUGUCGUCAAUUUACGUGAUUAUCGAUAACAAGAUAUAUCCUCGACGUAUAAAUUGACGCUAGCAAAAACUUUCGUAAGCUUUCCGUUGAACGAUACGGCUGCGAACAUGAAGGACAGACACAGUGGGGUACGCGACGUGGUUGGUUGGUGGUGCUUUUAAAAAGAACUGAGCGAGCCAAUUUGUAGACUGUCGCAAACUUUUAAAACACUAGUUGACAGCCGGUCCGCCCCCUCGCAACUUAUACACCCUCCUCGACACUCGUCCAACCAUCCAGAAGGAUUCCAACCACCAUUCCACGUUCCUCUCUAUCUCUCUCUCUCUCUCUCUUUCUCUCUUUUCCUCUCUCUUUCUCGUCUUUCGACUGAAGUACCUACCUACCAGUAGACGGCGAAACUCACCCCUCCGUGUCGUGGAAGCCGAUGGAUUGUAAAAUAAAACUAACUUGGCUCUUUCGUGGAUCGAGAACGAAGUACCGGCGAAAUCUUAUUCCCUCGAGUCUCUUUUAUUUUCGCGUACCCCUUUUUUUCCACCAACCAGGGUGCAAUCACGAAAAAGAACUCGACGAAGAGUAGAUAUGUACCACGAAGGAGUCGUGCUUAUUCGAAAAAACGAAGAGGUCUUGAUCUGAGAUUAAAUCAAUUGAAGAUCGUAUUUGCGGCUGUUACUUCCUUAAAAUAUUUCUUGUAAAUUUGUAUGAUACUUAGUACUGAAAUAAGUCUGAAAUAAACGGGUACUUGUAAGCU